GUUUGGAGUGACGAUGAUGAGGGUCUCUCCUGCCCAGAGCACCAAAAGUCCUUCGAAAGCUCCUGCUAUGAGUUUGUGGGUCUGCAGCGGGGUUUUCUCAGCGCUCAGGCUUGGUGUGAACGAGGCGGUGGGCACCUGGCCUUCAUUCAGAAUGAUGAGACCCAGCAAUUUCUCCAAAAACACCUGCGGCCGGAUAAGAACUGGUGGAUAGGACUAGCACCUUCCUCUGGCUUUGGACUCAACCUUACUUUGGACUCUGCUCCCACUGAAGGUCUCUUAUCCUGGCUGGAUGGCUCGGACGUCAGUUUUUCCAGCUGGCUCAUAGACGCAUCACUGAAUGCAAGCUGUGGAUACAUCAAGAAAGAUUCAGGAUUUCAGUGGGACACCACCAGUAACUGUAGCCAGGAGCUCGACUUCAUCUGCGAGUUUGAGUCUGGGCGUUCAAUAUCCUGCACUGAUCACAAUGCUACACUUCAGUGUGGCUCUGGUACGGUGAUAGAGAUAGAUGAGAGCUUCUACGGCAGAAAAACACAGCAUUACUGCAGGAACGAUCACAGUCCGCCUAAUGCAUCUUCACAGCAGGAGGAGUGCAGCUGGGUGAACAUAGUCGAUUCAGUAUCUGAGAACUGCCAUGGGCUCCAGGUGUGCCAGGCGUCUGUUGACGUCUCGUCUUUCGGAGAGCCGUGUCCUACUCAUGGAAGCUACAUGUCGGUGGAAUAUCAUUGCAAAGAUGCUCUUUAUCUGUUGGUGAGCAAAGUGGCCGCUGUCUUUGAAAAUGUUUCCAUUUCUGUGAAGUGGCUCUUAAAUCCUUUUCAAGGCAACCUCACAUGCACAUUGACUGCAGGUGAUGGGCACAUUGUUGAGAAUUACAAUCCAGAUGAGAUGAAGGAUGUGGUCCAUAAGUACAGUCAAGCUGGACUGUACACAGUUACAGUAGAGUGUAGUACCAGCGAAUGGAACGUGGCCGCCCACAAGCGCAUCACUAUCCAGGAACCACUCGGAGAGUUUGGGAAAAUACAGUGUUACAGUCUGAAUCAGUCCACUGACUAUCCAAACUGCGGAGCGCUUUACAAUAACCCAUUAUACAUUGAACUACAGUUAGAUGCAGGAACAAACGUGACCUACAAAAUUCAGCAAGGACACACAGAGCUGGCCUCAACAUCUGCUAUCAAAGGAGUCAUGCCUCAUAACAUCACCUUAUCUCCAGAAGUACAGCAGCAGAUGGGACCAGGCUGUCACCAGGUCACCAUAGUGGCUCUCAAUAAUGUGACGAGCACAAAUCAAUCAACCAACCUGAAGCUGUGCUUGUUCGAGCCAGUGGAAGACCUCCGUGUGGUUAUGGACCCUGAGCAUGACCAGUGUCCGGCCCAUGCCCUGCAUGUUAAUGUUUCUCUGACUCGGGGCCCUCCGGUGUUACUGCAUUUCCUGGUGUCUACAACUAAUCACACUUUCUCAGAGAGACACGAGAUGCAAUACAGAGGUUCAGAGGUUUUUCGUAUCUCAAACACAAUACAAGGUACAUUAAAUGUCGUGGUCAGAGCAGAAAAUAACUUCUCAGUCAUGGAAAUGGAUGGUGGAAACACAACUGUUUAUUGCCACAAAGAAAUGACUACAAUAUCUCCACCUGUCUCAAAUCCACCUUCUUGUAUCAUAAGCCCUCUUAUGGGUGAUGUUCUCUCACCCUUUAAUAUCACCUGCUCUGUGGAUCCAACUUUUUGUGAAGCCGGGCCCUGUACAUACUGCUUCAAAACAAACCGUGGUAACUAUUUCUACUGUGGCGUUGAGCCUGCAGUGACGUCGCUUUACCUUCCUCUAGGGGACGAACACAGUAACUACAUGCUGAUGGUGGAUAUUACUGUUACAAACACUGCUGGUGUUGCUGUUAACUCAACUAUAACUACUUGGGUAAAUGACACUGUUAAGUCCACAAUUGGAGAUCUUCAGGCGUUGGUUUCCAACCAGGUAUCUCAGCUACAGGAACAGGGUCGCCUGACAGGUGCAGCUCUGGCACAAAUGUUCACAUCUGUAUCCAACAGACUGAACGAUGCGUUGCCUGACGAACAAGAUAAAAGUGUCAAAAAAGAGCUGAGACAACAAAUGCUGGAAAGUAUGAGCGCUGCCAUAAACAUUAAACCACCGAGGAACACAGCAGAAGUUCAGAUGAGCGCUGAUGCUGUCGCAGGACUCACAACACAAGGAGAUGAGUUAACAGAGACAGCUCAGUUACAGGCUAGUUCAGUAUUAACAAACCUCAGUCAGUCUCUGGUUUAUUUGACUCAUUCUGGUGAGGAAUCCUCUGAGCAGGUGAUGCAAGCGGCCACACCGAUUAUCGAUGGUGUCAGUAACAUCCUCAAAGUUUCUUCCAGCACAGAUGAACAGAGUGAAAUAUCCAGUCAUCUACUGAACACGGUGGGAAACGUUCAAAGUGCCUUGUUGGCUGGGAAGAAAGUCGACGAGGAGCCGACCAUUCUGAGCACUUCAGUGAUGGGUUUAUAUGUCAACAGAAUGUCAAUGGAUGGACUUCAGAAACAAUCCUUUAACAUUGAAGAAAGUAGCUCGGCCAGUUUCAUGCUUCCAUCUCUGGGCGCUAAUCUCCUGUCUGCAGAAGAACCAGUAGAUGUUCGGAUGACAAGUUACAAGAUCAACCCCUUCUCCUGGUGUGAAAGCGAGCAGAUCAGUGGUUCAGUUGGGUCUCUGUCUCUUACCAAGAAGAACGGCUCUGUCAUUCCAGUGACAAACCUCACUGAAGAGAUUGAGAUUCUCUUACCAAGAACAGAGACGGAGAGUGUUAACCAAACUCUUCUGGAUCUGGGAAACUACAGCACUGUGAUCAUUAAUGUUACCACACCGAAUAUAUCUUUAGUUUUAAAGUUCAACCCCUCAGAGGAAACAUCUCUGCACCUUCUCCUGGGUUUUCAGGACUACCCUAAUGAUACAAAUUACGUUGCUCAUAUCCAGCUGCCUCGAGAGGGGAAAUCUGAAGAGGAGAGGUACACAUGGGUGCUUAACCCUAUGGAGAUAUCAAUCGAAGUGGGUGUUUACUAUCUACUAGUGAGGCCGGUUGUAGAUGCGGGUGUGAAUGCAACAAACGCUACUGUAUUCGUCACGACCAUCGCCGCUCAGUGUUUGUACUGGGACGAAAUGAAAGUCAACUGGAGUGGUGAUGGCUGUAGGGUCGGUCCUCGCACUUCAGCGUUGUUUACUCAAUGCCUGUGUACCCAUCUGACUUUUUUUGGAAGCUCGUUUUUCGUCAUGCCCAACGUGGUUGAUGUGUCCCGCACGGCUGAACUCUUUGCCACCUUUGUGAACAACCCGGUGGUGGUGUGCUUUGUCGGUGCCAUCGUUCUGGUGUACCUGGUGGCCGUGGUGUGGGCACGGAGAAAGGAUAUUGAGGAUGCAGUGAAGGUGAAGAUCACAGUACUCGAGGACAAUGAUCCUUUGGCUGAAUAUCGUUACUUGUUAAGCAUCAACACAGGACAUCGCCGUGGAGCUUCCACAUCUUCUCAGGUGACAGUGAUUCUGCAGGGCACAGAAGGUGAAAGUGAACCACAUCAUCUGACCGACCCUGAUAAGCCAGUGUUUGAAAGAGGAGGACUGGAUAUGUUCCUGUUGACCACACCUUAUUCACUGGGAGAGAUACAGAGCAUCAGACUGUGGCAUGACAACUCUGGAGAUUAUCCUGCUUGGUAUAUUAAUAAUGUGAUGGUGCAAGAUUUGGAGACUGGGCAGAAGUGGCACUUUCUGUGCAGCUCCUGGUUGGCCAUUGAUAUGGGAGAAUGCACACUUGAUAAAGUGUUUCCUGUAGCAACAGAGAUGGACUUGAAAAGAUUCAGUAAUCUGUUCUUCAUGAAGACCGCUAAAGAUUUCCGUGACGGUCACAUCUGGUUCUCCGUGAUCAGUCGUCCUCCGAGGAGUAACUUCACCAGAGUCCAGCGCGUCUCCUGCUGUUUCUCACUGCUCCUCUGUACCAUGUUGACCAGUAUUAUGUUUUGGGGUAUCCCAACAGACCCCGCUGAGCAGACCAUGGAUCUGGGUCACAUUGAGUUCACUUGGCAGCAGGUCAUGAUUGGCAUUCAAAGUUCAAUCAUCAUGUUUCCCAUCAACCUCCUCAUCGUGAGCAUCUUCAGAAACGCUCGCCCAAGAGAACGAACGGCGUCUUCCAAGCAACAGUCAAAGAUAGAUCUAGUAAAACAGGGUAAAACUGGACGUGUGUCUCCCAAUCAGCCACCCUCUCCAGACAAUAAUCACAAGGAGAUCACACCGGACACUGUUAUAAAGGACAUUAAACGGAUAGCACAGUCCCUCUAUAAGGUCAUGAGAAGACCUGUUCCCCGGAUCGAGGCGGACCCUGGCAAGACAGAUAUUAACACUUUACUGUCAUUGGUAGAAGAGGUAAUAUGUCAACACAAUCGAGUUGGUAAUGAGUUUUACACUGAUUCUUCCAAAAAGGAGCAAAAUCUUUCAGUUUCCCUGAGGUGUGUAAAUCUGCAAGAGAGCAGUUUUUGCGAGAGCCCCGAGCGAAGUGAAAAAUCCAGCAUUUACAGUCAAUAUCUCUACAAACAACUGCAAAACCUGGAGAGAGAAUUGAGACUCCUCAGACCUUCGUCGUUCUCUAAGCCGGACAGCUACAGUCGUGCUGUAUUACAGGUUCAGGGCAUGAGGAACCUUCUCGAACCCCACAUCUCCUCAUCUCUCAUCGGUCAACACACUCGUUGCUCCAGUCCAUCAGAGGGCAGCGGUGGAGACAACAAAAAGUGCUGUAAGAAAGGUUUGCCCUGGUGGUUCGUGUUCGUGGGUUGGUUUCUCGUGCUCGCCACCAGCGGCGUUUCAGCAUACUUCACUAUGCUGUACGGCCUGACCUACGGAAGAGAUCGGUCCAUCAGCUGGCUCAUCUCUAUGGUGGUGUCUUUCUUUGAAAGCCUCUUUAUCACACAGCCUGUUAAAGUACUUGGCUUUGCGGUCUUUUUUGCUUUGGUACUGAAAAGCGUUGACCAGGAAGAGUAUGAAGACGGUCUCGUUGAAGGAGCUCUGGCCAGAACAGAUGAUCCUGAUGCCGUCAGAAUUGGCAGGAGAAACAGCACGUGUAGCUUCUAUCAGCCUCCUCCACCCACCGACAUUGAAAAGAUGAGAAACAACAUGAUCAAAGAGCAGAAAGUCUUCGCUCUCAUUAGAGAGAUCCUCAUUUAUGUCGGGUUCCUGUGGAUGCUCCUCUUGGUGGCAUACAGCCAGCGAGAUCCCAACGGGUACCAUCUCACCCAACACAUCCGGCAGAGCUUCAGCAGUGGCAUUUCACAGAGUAUGGAGCAGAAAGAUAUAUUCAAAUGGGCAAAAACAUCUUUACUUAAAAACCUGUUUGGGCAAUAUCCAGGCUUUAUAACAGAUGGCAACUCGAAACUUGUCGGCAACGCUCGACUCCGUCAGGUCAGGGUGAGAAAAGACUCGUGUGAGAUUGCUAAAUCAAUGCAGCACUCUGUCUCCGAAUGCAAUGGGCCGUACUCUUGGGACGCAGAGGACACGGGAUCUUACGGUCCGGGUUGGAUCCAGACGAAUGACACGGAUGACUCAAAAAUGUAUCUCACACCGUGGCGGUACCAAACUCAAGGCAAACUCAGAUCAAACCCGGUUUGGGGCAGCGUGGCUCUUUAUAAGGGUGGAGGAUUCGUGGUGGACCUGGGUCCUGAUCUGAAGAAAGCAAGCAGACUUCUUCAGUAUCUUUUUAACAACACUUGGCUGGAUGUGUACACACGUGCCGUGUUUGUGGAGUUCACAGUGUACAACGCGAACGUAAACCUCUUCUGUAUUGUGACUCUCAUGAUGGAAACCACAGGCGUGGGUUCGUUCCAGUAUCGGAGUGAGGUACAGAGUGUCCAUCUCUACCAGUCUACAGGUGGCUUUCAUGUGUUUAUUAUGGCAUCAGAGGCCAUCUAUUUCCUCUUCAUCCUCUACUACAUGUUUGUGCAGGGUAAAGUGUUGAAGCAGCAGAAAUUGGCGUAUUUCAGAAGCAAGUGGAAUAUUUUAGAGUCGGCCAUUAUUGUUUUAAGCUGGAGUGCGUUAUCGGUGUUUGUCAAGAGGACCAUGUUGGGCAACCGAGACAUUGAGUUCUACCAAAAUAACAAAGACUUGUUUGCGAGUUUUUCGGAGACCGCUGUUGCAGAUGCUGCGUUGGGUUAUCUGAUAGCCUUCUUAGUUCUGCUCGCAACCAUCAAGCUGUGGCAUCUUCUCAGACUCAACCCUAAACUUCACAUGAUCACCUCGACACUGCAGCGGGCAUGGACCGAUAUCUCCGGUUUCAUUAUUGUCAUGACCAUCAUGUUUCUGGCCUAUUCCAUUGCUUGCAAUCUAAUGUACGGUUGGAGGCUCUGUUCGUACAGAACUUUGGUUCAGGCCGCCCAAACUAUUAUUUGCCUACAGCUGGGUAUCUUUAACUAUGAUGAGGUUUUGGAUUACAAUCCAGUUCUGGGUGCUUUCCUGAUUGGAUCCUGCAUUAUCUUCAUGACAUUUGUCGUUCUAAACCUAUUUAUAUCCGUCAUCCUGGUGGCCUUCAGCGAAGAGCAACUUCACCCCACACACUCUGAAGAGGAAGAGAUUGUAGAGCUGAUGCUGAUGAAGAUCUGCAGUCUUUUUGGAAUCAAGUGCAAGAAAAAAAUCGACCCAGACGCCGUUGUGACCAAAGCUUCGGUUAUAUCAUAGGGAUUGAUCCGCGUCUAUGUAAUCGUGCGACGGUCAACAUAAGCUUUGUGAAAUGUCUCUUGGUCAUUGUAUGCUUUUAAUUUGACAUAACCAUAGAUUUUAAGGCUUGCAAAUGCAUAGAGGCUGUUUUAUUUAGGUGUCAAUGCUAGAAAUACAAAUAUUAAAGCAUAAAAUAUACAAUUGCAA
Molecule: messenger RNA, 6876 nt
Organism: Misgurnus anguillicaudatus (oriental weatherfish)
Lineage: Eukaryota; Metazoa; Chordata; Actinopteri; Cypriniformes; Cobitidae
Source: RefSeq, a predicted model, not a curated record